This is a messenger RNA of Exophiala spinifera, 474 nucleotides long. RefSeq lists its product as uncharacterized. The transcript has a single exon. The record is from RefSeq and is a predicted model, not a curated record. Gene Ontology annotation, cellular component: nucleus; spliceosomal complex. The coding region runs from base 1 to 474 and encodes 157 amino acids. Lineage: Eukaryota; Fungi; Ascomycota; Eurotiomycetes; Chaetothyriales; Herpotrichiellaceae. Gene Ontology annotation, biological process: mRNA splicing, via spliceosome.
AUGCCUCCGAUCCGCUCACGCAACUCGCGUAAACCCCCGCCCGCAGGUUUCGACGACAUCGAAGACACGCUCCUCGAGUACGCCAACAAGAUGCGCGACGCCCAGAACGCUUCACACGAGGGUAAAAAGAAGCACGAAACAACGUGGCCCAUCUUCCAGAUAUCCCACGCUCGGUCCCGGUACAUCUACGACCUGUACUACGAGCGCGAGGCCAUCAGCAAGCAGCUCUACGACUGGCUCCUCAAAAACGGGUAUGCCGACGCCAACCUGAUCGCCAAGUGGAAGAAGCAAGGCUAUGAAAAGCUCUGUUGCCUGCGGUGCGUGCAAACCAAGGAGACGAACUUCCAAGGAACGUGUAUCUGUCGUGUCCCAAAAGCGAGUCUACGCCGUGAAGAAGGUGAGGGAGGAGGCGGCGGUGGCGCCGGGAUACAAUGCGUCAAUUGCGGCUGCAGAGGAUGCGCGAGCAGUGAUUGA